This is a messenger RNA of Pyrgilauda ruficollis (rufous-necked snowfinch), 1664 nucleotides long. It is a transcript of the gene PDCD4, whose product is annotated as programmed cell death 4. Bases 1 to 987 code for a protein of 328 amino acids. Gene Ontology annotation, biological process: negative regulation of DNA-templated transcription. The transcript has 9 exons. Gene Ontology annotation, cellular component: nucleus; cytosol. Lineage: Eukaryota; Metazoa; Chordata; Aves; Passeriformes; Passeridae. The record is from RefSeq and is a predicted model, not a curated record.
AUGAGUCUUGUAACAUUGGAGAACUGUGUGUAUGAAACAGUAGUUUUACCACUUGAUGAAAGAGCAUUUGAAAAAACUUUAACACCAAUCAUCCAGGAGUAUUUUGAACAUGGAGAUACUAACGAAGUUUCGGAGAUGCUGAAGAACUUAAACCUUGGAGAAAUGAAAUACAGUGUGCCAGUGCUGGCUGUUUCCUUGGCAUUAGAGGGGAAGGCUAGUCACAGGGAAAUGACAUCUAAGCUUAUCUCUGACCUUUGUGGGACAGUCGUCAGUAAAACUGAUGUGGAAAAAUCCUUUGAUAGACUGCUCAAAGAACUACCUGAAUUGGUGUUGGAUUCUCCCAGGGCACCACAGUUGGUGGGCCAGUUCAUUGCUAGAGCUGUUGGAGAUGGGAUCCUAAGCAGUACCUACAUAGAUGGCUACAAAGGCACUGUGGAUUGUGUCCAAGCUCGAGCUGCGCUGGACCGCGCCACGGUGCUGCUGAGCAUGAGCAAGGGAGGCAAGCGCAUCGACAGCGUCUGGGGGGCUGGAGGGGGCCAGCAGUCUGUGAAACACCUGGUCAAAGAGAUUGAUAUGUUGCUGAAAGAGUAUUUGCUUUCUGGAGAUGUAUUGGAAGCAGAACGCUGCCUUCAGGAACUGGAAGUACCCCAUUUUCACCAUGAACUUGUAUAUGAAGCCAUUGUACUGGUUUUGGAGUCAACUGGAGAAAAGACCUUUAAAAUGAUACUGGAUUUGCUGAAAACUCUGUGGAAGUCUUCUGUCAUUACUGUGGACCAAAUGAAAAGAGGCUAUGAACGGGUUUACUGUGAAAUCCCAGACAUUAACCUGGAUGUGCCACACUCCUAUUCUGUGCUGGAGCGCUUUGUAGAGGAAUGUUUCCAGGCUGGAAUCAUCUCCAAACCCCUGAGAGACCUCUGCCCUUCGAGGGGCAGGAAGCGUUUUGUGAGUGAAGGAGAUGGAGGCCGUCUGAAGCUGGAAAGCUACUGAAUGUGAGACCUGCCUCCUGAAGCCUUACAAGUUGAAAGGGAACAUAACUCGCUGUCGAUAUAUACAACACGCAUGCUCCUCUGGUGUGUGAAUGGAUACACAUCUAGGACAGACCAAAUUUAAGAGUUGCUUAGCACAGUUCGUAUUUUUUUAAGAGCACAUGUUUUGGGUACAAAUUGUUUUCUUUUUUUUUUUUUUUAAUAGUUUUGUAAAUUUCAGGAAGAAGUGUUCUUUCUUUGGGCAUAUAGUAGAACAACUAGCCACUCUGCUGUGGUGGUGCCUUGAAAUAAGCUAUGUCUGUAUGUGCCAUGUUUAUGACCUAAUCAUUCCACGUGUGCAUCGAUGUCUGACUGCCGCUCGCUCUUUCCAGGACAGUGCUGUCAUCAUAAAAUCACUGGUUUAUACAAAGCUUUAUUAUAGAAGGGUCAAGUUAAGCUGCUGUGAUCCCAUUUCCAUUGCUGCUAAAGAAAUACUGUGCUUUGGGAGUUUAAAAAAAUUAGCAGUUUCUUUGUUUUAAAGAGCCCAAGAAAAUACAGCUGGGGCACAAGACGAAUUCAACUGUUUCAGGGGAGAACACUGGUUGGUUUCAGCCCCCAUGUACCAAACUUGUCUUUUUUUCUAUGUAACUGGAAAAGUGAAAAGUUCUGGUAAAACAUAUUAAAAAUAUUUUUUGUGAA